This is a messenger RNA of Leptosia nina, 765 nucleotides long. The record is from the annotation of a GenBank genome assembly. NCBI's taxonomy places the organism in Eukaryota, Metazoa, Arthropoda, Insecta, Lepidoptera, Pieridae.
AUGUACGAUGAGCUACACGAGACCGGUAAAGAAUGGUAUUUUUAUGCCAUAAAAGCGGUGGCCGCAUUCGAAGUCGUAUAUUUGAGUGUCAGAGUGGGGAAAACUAAAUUUUUCUUUAGCGCUCUUCAAGAACUGGACGAUAAGAUGUUCUCGAUUGAAAGGGGAACCGUGAAGAACAAGAAUAUGUUUUUCAUUGCGAGUCCCUUGGUGUUCGUGGCUCUCGAUUCGGUCGCAAUGAAGGUGGUAGGAUUGCCGAACAGCGUUGUGGUCCUGGUGACCUUAGCGUUCUCUGUGACCGAUUCGGAGUUAAGCUUUUACGCAUCUAUCGCGGAAAUGUUCAGAAAGAAACUGGAAGCAAUAAUUCAUAUGAAUCCGAAGAUCGGCUUCGUACUGUACACGAGAUUGCUGCUUAGCGCUAUUAGUUUUUCUCGUGGGUUUCAUAAUCAGGCUCUUUUGAGAUUAUUGUUUGUUUGGAGGGAAUUGAGGUCUCUCUUUUAUCUGUGGAUCUUCUCUUGGGAAGUGGAGAGAACCAGUAAACUUUGUGAGCGGUUAAGGUUCCGGCUCGGAGAACGGAUCGCAUUUGACAGAUUAGAUGGCGACGUGGAAUUUUUCAUCCGCCGAUGGCUAUCGUGUCUCAACUCGAAGCACCUUCAAACUUUAAUCGGUACUACACCUGUUGUCAACGCGUACCUACCUUACAAGAUAAUAGAUUGGACUUGCAACUACAUUAUCAUUAUCGUACAGAUUUACAUGGCUUAUAACUAG